This is a messenger RNA of Gasterosteus aculeatus aculeatus (three-spined stickleback), 1696 nucleotides long. It is a transcript of the gene pym1, whose product is annotated as PYM homolog 1, exon junction complex associated factor. Gene Ontology annotation, biological process: exon-exon junction complex disassembly. The record is from RefSeq and is a predicted model, not a curated record. Gene Ontology annotation, cellular component: exon-exon junction complex; cytoplasm. Gene Ontology annotation, molecular function: RNA binding. NCBI's taxonomy places the organism in Eukaryota, Metazoa, Chordata, Actinopteri, Perciformes, Gasterosteidae.
UCGUCACAUCCGAAGUUGAAGAAAAGGGUUCGCACGUUUUGCUUCCUCUUAGCGUCCGAUUACACACGCACACAAACCGUAGACGUUUCUUCAGGUGUCCCGCACAACAUUUACAUUGUGAUAGACCUCCCGUACAAGCUGCUAUGAAACAUUUCACCUCGGGGGGGAUGCAAGAGUGGGAAAAGUUGUGUUAAUUCGUUGCAGCGUGAUAUCGCAGGAAGCGAGGCGACGUUUGGUGAACAACGUCACGCAGUGACCGGCUGGAAGAGCAACACCUCAACGUUACACCAAAAUGGCAACCCCCUAUGUCGAAGAUGAUUCUGGGAAAUACAUUGCUGCCACUCAGCGAGCCGAUGGAACCUGGAGGAAGCCGAGGCGGGUGAAGGAUGGUUAUACUCCACAGGAAGAAGUGCCAGUCUAUGAAAACAAGUUUGUAAAGUUUUUCAAGGGCAAACCAGACCUGCCGCCUGGAAUGAGUCCGUCUGACGCCGCUCCGUCAAAGCAAAAGAUUCCAGGUUGCGGGGACGCCGAUGCAGCCGGUCUCUCAAAGUCCGCCAAACGCAACAUGAAACGUAAAGAAAAGCGAAAACAGCAGCAGGAUGUGGACUCGGUGAGCGACGCCGUCGAGAACGUGUCCAUUUCGGAGAGCGACAAGUAUUCCGACAAGACGGCGGUGUCCGUCUCGUCUCCCAGUAAUUCCUCAGCGGAGGCCGACGAAAAGGCCAAGAAGAUCAAAAACCUGAAAAAGAAGCUGCGGCAAGCUGAGGAUUUGAAGCAUAAAGUGGACUCGGGGGAAAUAACAGAGCCAACGAAGGACCAGUUGGAAAAGCUGCUCCGGGUAAAGGCCCUACAGGAUGAAUUACAGCAGCUCGAGUGUGACUCUUAAAGCAAUGAUGGAAAGCAGAGAGACUAAACGUACAAACUACAUACUGACAGACCGGGAAGGGACCUUUGCUGAUCACGGCGUCUGUUAAAGAUGAUUUUACCUGAUUCAUACUCAUCAUGAACUCUGGAAGUGAACACAGUGCCAGCGCCUUACAGGCAGAGAAUGACCGAUGGUCCUGGUGGCGGCCAUCACGUCGACAGAAUUGACAAGCCCGUUUUCUAGACUUAGAUCUCCAGACAACAGCGUGACUCCUGCUUGCACACGUGUAUUGGCCUGGCCACUCGUUUAUGAAUAUCUUUUCAUUUGUAAAUUGCUUUGUUUGUCCUUUUCCAUUUUGUACCUUUUCAUAGUAUCCAGUAUCACUUGCACAUACAAUAUUUUCUGUGAAAGACAAUAUAGUUUGUUGACUUGUCUACCUUUUUUUUCCCCAGUCAUUGGAUGCCUUCUAGUUGCACCAAUAUUAAGUCACUGUCUAUACAGUCAUGACAUUAAAACAUGUUUAUUUCACAUUGUUUUGAGAGAUGGAGUAAACAGCAGCUUUAUUUUGGGAGGAGGGAUCUAAAACAAAUCUAUAAUGUGGUGUCAUUGUAUAUUUUGGAAACAAGUUAUACACCUAAAGUAUAAUGUUGUUUGUAUUGUAUAUUUUUCCUAUUAUCAAAAAAAUCCCAUGGAAGAAGUUAAUUUGUUGAUCAGUACAACCAGUUUUGUCUCUGUAGCUAAAGCCUGAUGGAGCUUAUUCCUCUGUGCCAUAGAGCUCCAUUGUUAAAACAAAUAAAAAUGCAAUAAAAUACACCCAUGAGCCUGACUGUU